AUGGCCAGUCCAGAAACCCUCAUAGCCGCUCUUCCGCCUUUGCUGCCCUGCUCCAUGGGCACUCUUAUACCUCACCUCGUCGAUAUCGAGAACGAAAUCAAAGUCGGUGGCCAGGGAGGUCACUGUCGGUCUUCGAUCGCUGCCAAUGAUAAUACAUCUACGCCGCCGCAGAUCGAUUUCUUGGUGUCCAACCUCGCCAUCACCAUCUACAGCUUUUGCUGGCCAAAAUUUCGAGCUCCUUUCAUGAAAUAUGUGGAUGUUUUCAUCGCCCACUCCAGUUCCACAGCGGCCAGCAAUGCACAAGCUCGUUCUUUUGAUGAAGAGGAGCGCGAAGAUCUUUUCUCGGUCGGGGAUGCCUUCUCCGAUCUCAAGGUGUCAAUGACGGUUGAAACACCUCCAGAUGAGGUUUUGCGGAAUAUCAGUGUCACGUUGACCGACCUCGUCUCAAAGAGGCGGCCUUAUAUCGACGACGAGGGGGUGGACUCGCUGCUGCUGCAAUGCGAGAAAUAUCGCAUGCGACUUCCCUUCAGUGUAAAUAUGCACGACGAGGGCUUGCUGGAGCUUUGGAGCCAACACGGGGGUAUAGAAGAUCGAUCCACGCCCAAAGAGGACGGAGAGUCUUCCAUGCGCGCGCAGAGGCGGAAGUUAACCGUCCAACCGUGGCUGAACAUGUUCGAGAUGGGCGAGGGAAGGCCAUGCCGUGUUGGUCGCGUAUCUCGCCACUCGGACCGACAUUGA
Heterobasidion irregulare TC 32-1 is the source of this 738-nucleotide messenger RNA. RefSeq lists its product as uncharacterized. The record is from RefSeq and is a predicted model, not a curated record. The transcript has 5 exons. Bases 1 to 738 code for a protein of 245 amino acids. Lineage: Eukaryota; Fungi; Basidiomycota; Agaricomycetes; Russulales; Bondarzewiaceae.